Molecule: messenger RNA, 4205 nt
Organism: Archocentrus centrarchus (flier cichlid)
Lineage: Eukaryota; Metazoa; Chordata; Actinopteri; Cichliformes; Cichlidae
Gene: appb
Product: amyloid beta (A4) precursor protein b
Exons: 18
Coding region: 176-2425 (749 amino acids)
Biological process (GO): central nervous system development; axonogenesis
Cellular component (GO): plasma membrane; Golgi apparatus; cell surface
Molecular function (GO): heparin binding; signaling receptor binding; signaling receptor activator activity
Source: RefSeq, a predicted model, not a curated record
UCACACCAAUCCAAACAGAUCCUCCAGCCGCACAGUCACCGGGAGCUGGACACAGAGGGAUCUGCGGGAUCGGGACUAUCAGCCGUCACUACGUCGAUACGUAUUCCGACUUUUCUCUUUGUGUAAACGGACAAAUCGUGAACAUAACGGGGCUGCUGGACACCGUGAGGACGGUAUGGGGGAGAACGUGGCGUUUGUGCUGUUACUGGUUGCGACCUUGACGCUUUCAUCCGAGGUGCCUGAUGAUGACUCGGUGGGUUUGCUAACCGAGCCCCAGGUGGCCAUGUUCUGCGGGAAGCUCAACAUGCACAUCAACGUGCAGAGUGGCAAAUGGGAGUCUGACCCUUCCGGCACCAAGAGCUGCAUUGGCACCAAGGAGGGCAUUCUGCAGUACUGCCAGGAGGUGUACCCAGAGCUGCAGAUCACAAAUGUUGUGGAGGCCAACCAGCCUGUCAGCAUCUCCAACUGGUGCAAGAAAGGCCGCAGGCAAUGCCGCAGUCACACACACAUCGUGGUGCCAUACCGCUGUCUGGUAGGUGAGUUUGUGAGCGACGCCCUGCUCGUUCCUGACAAGUGCAAGUUUCUGCACCAGGAGCGUAUGGAUCAGUGCGAGAGCCACCUGCACUGGCACACUGUAGCCAAAGAGUCGUGCGGAGACCGCUCCAUGAAUCUCCACGACUACGGGAUGCUGCUGCCAUGUGGUAUUGACCGUUUCCGAGGGGUGGAGUUUGUGUGCUGCCCGGCUGAGACUGAACGAGAGUCAGACAGUGCAGAGCUUGAGGGGGAGGAGUCUGAUGUCUGGUGGGGUGGAGCUGAGAGCGAAUACUCUGAUAACAGCAUGACACGUCCAGCGGACACAGAGCUGGCCGCCAGGGAGGAUGAUGAGGAUGAGGAUGAAGAGGUGGAAAAUUUUGAAAGGGAUGAAAACGGAGAUGGAGAUGAAGAAGACGAGGAAGAUGUCAUGACAGAUGAGCGGGAUAGUGAUGAUCGCAACACUAACGUUGCAAUGACGACAACUACAACCACCACCACCGAGUCAGUUGAAGAGGUUGUUAGAGCGGUUUGUUGGGCUCGUGCUGAGUCAGGCCCGUGUCACGCCAUGCUGGAGCGUUGGUACUUCAUGCCUGAGACGGGCCGCUGUGUCCCCUUCUUGUUUGGGGGCUGUGGGGGCAACAGGAAUAACUUUGAGUCGGAGGAAUACUGCCUAGCUGUCUGCAGCAGCUCGUUGCCCACGAUGGCCCCCAGUCCUCCAGACGCUGUGGAUCGCUACCUUGAAUCGCCUGGGGACGACAACGAGCACAACGACUUCCAGAAGGCCAAAGAAAGUCUGGAGGCCAAACAUCGUGAAAAGAUGUCCCAAGUCAUGAGGGAGUGGGAGGAGGCCGAGAGGCAGGCCAAGAAUCUUCCUCGUGCCGACAAGAAAGCAGUCAUCCAGCACUUCCAGGAAAAGGUGGAGGCUUUGGAGCAGGAGGCAGCAGGGGAGAGACAACAGCUGGUGGAAACCCACAUGUUACGGGUGGAAGCUCUGCUCAACAGCCGCCGACGCCUGGCUCUCGAAAAUUACCUGAGUGCCCUACAGGCCAAUCCUCCACGGCCCCGUCAGGUUUUGAGCCUACUGAAGAAGUAUGUCCGUGCAGAGCAGAAGGACAGGCAGCACACCCUGAAGCAUUACGAGCAUGUCCGCACGGUCGAUCCCAAGAAGGCCGCACAGAUCCGCUUUCAGGUGUUGACUUAUCUUUCUGUGAUUGAUGAGAGGAUGAAUCAAUCAUUGGGUCUGCUCUACAAAGUGCCCAGUGUGGCAAAUGAGAUCCAAAACCAAGUCGCGGUUAUAAUACAGAGGGUUCAGUCGGAGCUGUCUCAGCAAGUUUCUUCACUGCAGAGUGAUGAGCGGGUGGAUGGCAGGGUGAGUUACGGUAACGAUGCUCUGAUGCCUGAUCAGGCUUACAGCUCUGCCCCUAUGGACCCUGGCCUGGAUGGACUGGGCUUCAUUCACCCUGAGAGUUUCAACCAGCCUAACACAGAGAACCAUGUUGAACCUGUUGAUGCUCGUCCAAUUCCGGACAGAGGACUCCCCACACGGCCUGUAUCUGCCCUGAAGCCAGAGGAGAUGCCAGAGGUGCGGAUGGAGAGUGAAGAGAGGCAGAGUGCUGGAUAUGAAGUUUACCAUCAAAAACUGGUGUUUUUCGCUGAGGACGCCAGAUCCAAUAAAGGCGCCAUUAUCGGGCUGAUGGUUGGUGGGGUUGUCAUAGCGACAGUCAUCGUCAUUACCUUGGUGAUGCUAAGGAAGAAACAGUACACUUCUAUUCAUCACGGUGUAAUCGAGGUGGAUGCAGCUGUGACGCCAGAGGAGCGUCACCUGGCCAAGAUGCAGCAGAACGGCUACGAGAAUCCCACCUACAAAUUCUUCGAGCAGAUGCAGAACUAAAGAGCUGCUUUGCCGACAUUUCCCCGAGCCCCCCAGUGUCACCCCUACGCUCUGUUCCAAUCAGCUCCUUUGCCUCAGCCCCCGUACACGUUUCGUUCUCUGUUCAUGAGGAGGUGAAGGGUGUGAGGAUUUUUUGUUUUUGAAAGUAAGAAAAUGAUAACCCUUUGUCAGGGGGUUGGGCUAAAGAAAAGUGAUAUGGAACAAAGCCUUCUGAAAUCCCUUGAUUGUACAGACCUUACAUUUCCCAGCAACCUGGUUAGACAGUGGUACCCUGUUACACCUGCACAUUCCAGCCAGCCCCUAGAGUUCUCAUAGUGUUUGUACCGGAAACCCCGGCUGGCUGUUUAUGACGUCACAGCAGUGCAACGCCCACAGCUGAGACCGGUAACUUCCAGUUACUCCCUCAUUGCUCCUCAAACUGCCCCAGUGAGGGCUCUCAGAGCGACCCGUUGCACGAUUAAAGUGUUUCAGGUUUAUUUUUCAAAAAAUGAGGAAAAAAAAUGAAGAAAAAUAUAUACAAUCAAAAAUAUCUAAAAACAGAAAAAAAACAUCAAAUGUUUUUUUCUUUUUUAAUGUGUAAUAUAAGAGAGGUUAGCUGUAAGUAUAUGUAGUGCAUGGCAUAUUGAUGACUGAUAAAGUAUACUGUAUGUGGAGGUCCUCAGGAGGGGGUGGGGUGGGGUCAUCUCUAGAUAUUUUAGCAGGAUUGUACAUUUCUGGUGUCUUCUUUGUGGCUCUGUGAUAUGAGUAAGAAAACGAGCAUUCAGAAUUCGGUCUGCUUUGUCGUCACACAGACUUGCUUUAACUGAAUCUUAGCUCUUUAUGCUCAUCUCCAUGCUUCACUGUUGUGUUAGCUGCAUGGGCAAAAAAAAAAAGAAAAAGCUCUCUAUGUAUGUAAUAUAUGAAGUGUAAUAGUAUCCAAAAAGAAGAUGAUUGUGUUACUUGUUUGCAUUCUAUGCACUGUCAUUUUAUGAGUUUUGAUUAUUGCCACCAAAAAUUAUUGCUGUUAAGGUCUCCGAUGCCAACUGUCGCUGCACUUUGGAUUUUUAUUAGAAAGAGGAUCGAGAUCAAACCUUCAGACUGAACGUUUUUAUGAAAGCCUAUCAUUCCACUAUCUUUGUUGUAAAUAAUUUCAGUGACAUCUUCCUUCAUUUUAAUUCCCACUUCCCUCCCCCAAAGUCCUCAUGUUUAUCCUCUUGUUCUAGCUGUGUCAGCAAUAUUGUACAGUGCAGCACGUUGGGAGUCAUGUGCGAGCAUUUCAUAAGUAGCUCUUAUGAAGAUCAGACACUUUCUCCUCUUCACACACAUUCCUCCAUCAGAUCUCAUAUUCUAUUUUUCUACAUCUCCCGUGUAUACGUGUACAGCGCUUCUGUUUGUCCAGUGCUGAAUAUUUCAUUGCCUGCUGAGUCUAUAACAACUUAUGAAGAGGCAACAAAUUGCCACAUAUCACAAACACAUUUCCCUCUCUCUAAAUUAUUAAUGGUAACCAUGAAUGUGACGUGCAUAUUGUGCAUUUAUAUGAGAAAUACAACACAUAUCACCUGCACAUUGCACCCCACACACGGAUAGACACUAACUGAAGCUCUUAAUCAGGUGAUUGUUUGCAAUCUGUAUUGAUGCUCGCUCUGAGUGUCUUUGGAGCCUCGUGAUGAAACAAAUUGUGUUUGUUUGAUUUAUUUCCUCUCAUGGAUUCAGUGACCUUCCUCUGUGUGUAGUUAAAUGAACCAUUUGCUUAGUAGAAGCUUUCUACACUCACUAUACCAUCAAUAAAAUUUUGAAUGUA